Argiope bruennichi is the source of this 1552-nucleotide messenger RNA. RefSeq names its product quinone oxidoreductase-like protein 2 homolog. NCBI's taxonomy places the organism in Eukaryota, Metazoa, Arthropoda, Arachnida, Araneae, Araneidae. The coding region runs from base 147 to 1334 and encodes 395 amino acids. The transcript has 8 exons. Gene Ontology annotation, cellular component: mitochondrion. Gene Ontology annotation, molecular function: oxidoreductase activity. The record is from RefSeq and is a predicted model, not a curated record.
GCAAUAGACCCUUUUGUUGUGGUUUUGAUUUUUAAAACUUCUGAAAUAUUGAAGCAUAACUCGAGUUGUUUUCAAAUUCUGAUAUUUGGAUUGAAUAUUUUGUAUGCUUUGUAUAAAAGCUGUCAAUAUCUUUUGUGUGACUAAGUAUGAGGACAGCUUUAUCAAAAAUUAUAUACUAUACUAAGAUACCAAAUUCCGUGUUUCCCUCGUUCUUUCCAUCUUCACGAGAUGUUGCUUUCGUCUACUGUCGCAAAUAUUUUUCAACAAAAAGAAUACUUUCUCCUUUACUGCGAGAUUCUAAAUCGCUUAAAUUAAGCAUGGAGAGAGAUAUUAUUCAGCAACGAUGGUGUCAUUUUAAAGCUGCAGUUUUGAAUGAGUUUGGAGAGAAAUUAGAAAUUUUGGAAAAGAAACGAUCUUCAAAAGUGAAGGAAACUGAGGUGCGUAUUAAAGUUCAUUGCUGUGCUGUAAAUGUUACAGAUACUUUAAUUUGUUCUGGACAAUAUGAUCAAGAACCGAAACUUCCAUUUAUUCCUGGAUAUGAAUUUUCUGGUGAAGUUUUAGAAAUCGGUUCAAAAGUCAAGAAUUUAUAUAUUGGUGACAAAGUCAUUGGUUUAAAUAAAAACACCUUUUCUGCAAUGGCAACUGAAUGUAUUUCUGAAGAAAGGGACUUAUGGAAGAUACCACAAGAUGUUGCUUUUGAUUCUGCUGCAGCUUUAGUGGACAGUUAUGCUACAGUAUUAAUAGCUGCUAGGAGAGCGAACUUACGUGAAGGAGAUACAGUUCUAGUAACUGUUGCUGCUGGUGGCUUAGGACUAGCUGCUGUGGAUCUUGCUGCAAACUUAUUUAAUGCAAAAGUUAUUGGUGCCUGUGAUACCGAAGACAAAACUAGUAUUUUACGUGAUAAGGGAGCUUUUUCCACAAUAAACUAUAGCAAAAAGGAUAUAGUCAAAUCUGUAAUGAAAGAAACUGAUAAUCAAGGAGUGAAAAUUGUUUUUGAUGCUGUUGGUGGGGAAACUUUUGAAGAUUGCUUGCAAAGCAUUUCACCUGAGGGCUGCAUUGCAGUUUUAGGAUUUUCCUCAAGAAAAAUUCCGCAGAUUCUGACAAGUCAGCUUUUGCCCAAGUCUUGUGCUCUUAUUGGAGUUUCAUUAACUCAUUAUCAAAAAAUGGUGAAUGAAACAUACAGAAGUACUGUCCAGGAAGUCAUAGAUAUGUAUUUAGAUGAAUUUAUAGAUCCUCAUGUAGCUGAACAGUUUAAAUUGAAAGAUGUCAAUGAUGCUAUCAAACAUGUAGAAGAAAGAAAAUCAGCUGGAAAAGUUAUAUUGGAUGUUUCAUAACACUGAGGAUAAUCUAUUUUAUGUUAUUUGUUAUUUAAAAUCUGCUAUUGGUUUUUGUCUUUGUAAAAUAAAUUUAUUAAUGCAUUGCUUGCUUUAAUUUAGAACUGCUAUUUAUAUAAAAAUGCGAUAAAUUUCAAUUUUAUCUCUAGGAAUUCAUUUUAUAUGUAAUUGUCCAAUGAAAAGAUUUUGCCUUGUGAAAUAAAUGGAGCAUAAUUUUG